UUGCAAGAUCGCGUGGCACCAAAAUAAAAGUUUCUUGUGAUCAUCCUAAAAUUGCCCCAUCUUGGGGGCAACUUCUGUUACAGAAAAGUGGGAGGGGCUAAUGAGAAAAAGGAUCUUUGACAUAUUUUUUUAAACAAAUUACACGAUUAGGAGCUACAUCAGUUACAAAUUUUCGGCGUAUAAGAGAAAAUUGAACAUUUAUUAAAACUUAAACUAAUUUUGGAGUGCAACUCUAUCUUGAUUGAGCGUGUGUUUUGUUAGGUUCAUGUUCAAGGAGACCUGUUAGAUUUUUAAAAGUGUUCGUCUUUUUUAAGAAUGCAAGGAGGUUAGAAAAAAGAAGCACGAACCCCCCAGAGAUUCUUCGAAGACUACGACGGACAUAAAAAGAAAAAUUUAAGAAAACCUCUGUCUGAACAAGAUGGCGUUUAAGAACACAACAGUUUAUCUCGAUUCCUUAAAAAUGAAUUUACCUCAGCCACCUAUGUCAAAAUUUCGCGUUCUUAAAAAUCUGUUUGUAGUAUGCAUCGGAUUUCUAUUUCUGUUCAGUGCUUACCUAGGAUUAGCAAAUCUCCAAAGCACUCUGAACAUAGAGGACAACAUAGGAAUGAUUUCUCAAAGUGUCAUCUACGCUGCUAUGAUUAUAUCAUGUUUGUUUCUUCCGAAACUCAUAAUUAGAAAAUAUGGACUCAAAACCACCUUGGUAUUAAGUGCUUUGAUGUUUAUUCCAUACAUAGCUGUAAACUUCUAUCCAAUUAUGCCACUAUUUAUACCUGCAUCUGUUAUCUUAGGUCUGGCAUUUCCCGCUUUGUGGUCAGCUAAGUGCACUUACCUAAAUGAAAUCAGUGAGCUGUAUGCUAAUCAUAUUUCAGAGACGACCGAAGUUGUGACACCUCGCUUCUUUGGAAUAUUCUUCAUGACAUACCAAAGCACUCAGAUAUUUGGUAACUUGGUGUCUUUUUACGUUUUGAAACCGUCAGAAGGCAAUGAAGUAGUGGCCAUGUCCAAUUACAACGAGUCUAUCACGUGUGGGGUUGAUUUUUGCUUUGAAAUUAAUGACAACCUAGUUGCACCAAGCGAUGAUAAAAGAUAUAUUCUUAUUAGUAUUUACUUGAUGUGUGCUGCAAUGGCUGCUCUAAUUAUGGGAUUGUUCUUGGACUCUUAUGAAAGAAAAACCGUAGAUGAAGCAGAAAGUCUGUCGUCUAGGGUGCUUGCUACUCUUAAACAUUUGAAGAAUCCAAAGCAAAUGUUAUUGUUGCCUUUAAGUAUUUUUAGUGGUCUAGAUCAAGGUUUCUUUCUGGGAGAUUUUACAAGAGCUUAUAUAGGAUGUGCAUGGGGAAUUCAUCAUGUAGGCCUUGUGUUCGUAUUCUUGGGAAUUGUGGAUGCUUUUAUUUCAUUUACUGCCGGACGUCUUGCUAAGUACGUUCCUAGAGUAAUAAUCAUGAUGACUGCUGGAUUGGGAAGUUUGACAGCUUAUAUUAUUCUCUUGCUUUGGGAACCAAACAGUGAGCAGUACAUCGUAUUCUUUCUCAUAGCCGGAAUAUGGGGUCUUGGUGACGGAAUAUGGCAAACUAUGGUGAAUGCUUUCUAUGGUGUGCUAUUCAGAUCUGAUGAAGAAGCAGCUUUUGCCAAUUACAGAUUAUGGGAAGCUGCUGGGUUCACAAUUGCAUUCGCGUAUAGCAGUGCUCUAUGCAUAGGUCCAAAAAUUUAUAUAGUUUUGGCUUCGUUGACUGUCGGAGUAAUUGGUUACCUCACUGUCGAAGUUCUUCUGCUUUUUGAAAGAAGGAGGUCUUUAGAGAAUGCUUAAAGAGUUAUGCUAAAUGAAAUAAAUGUAUGUGAUGGUCCCUGGCUGGCUUACUCUGAGAUCGGGGUUGUCAGCCACGUCUGAUUAGAUGUAGUUAUUUAUUGAACAGUGAUUGCGUACAGUCACAAAAAUGGUUCACAUUGAACUACUGUUGAAAUAUGUUAGGUUGUUGAGCUAUUUAUAUCUUUUGAAUUUGCUGCAGCUUAAGCAAGUUAAAGCAAAUUUCCGUCCGAAUUAAACAAUAUUGUCAAGUAAGGGAACGAACCUUAACAAUUUUACACAAGAGUAUUGUGCACAACUUUUGAAAGUUGUAGAAAAUUUGUAUGAUAUUUUGGUUUAACAGAAAUUAGUUUAAUGUCAUUUGUAUUAACAUAUUAUAGCUUUUCUUUCCUUAUAUCUUCAUGCAUAUUACAUCUGACCAAUGCAAACAACUUAGGUAUUUUAAUUGUUUUGGUAGUCUUGGUAGAGUUAAUAUCGUAUCUCAUUUACAUAGAAAAAAAUAAUGCUAAUUUAACUGGUUUUUCAACAAACGAGCUUAAUUUCUUUUCUAACAUUUUAAAAAUUUUGUUUCCAAAUCUUUUUUUUAAAAUUAAGGAACGAUUGAUGAUCUUUGUAAUCCAAAGCUUCUUAUUUUUAAUAUUUUAUCAUACAGACAUAAAUGU
Parasteatoda tepidariorum (common house spider) is the source of this 2463-nucleotide messenger RNA. Lineage: Eukaryota; Metazoa; Arthropoda; Arachnida; Araneae; Theridiidae. The record is from RefSeq and is a predicted model, not a curated record.